Entamoeba invadens IP1 is the source of this 1140-nucleotide messenger RNA. Its product is annotated as serine/threonine protein kinase HT1, putative. The coding region runs from base 1 to 1140 and encodes 379 amino acids. Gene Ontology annotation, biological process: protein phosphorylation. NCBI's taxonomy places the organism in Eukaryota, Evosea, Mastigamoebida, Endamoebidae. The transcript has a single exon. Gene Ontology annotation, molecular function: ATP binding; protein kinase activity. The record is from RefSeq and is a predicted model, not a curated record.
AUGUUUGAUAUAGACACAGAGUUACUCCCGGUAGAUCAAGAGAGUCGAGACUUGAUUUGCAUUGGAAACAUGUCGAAGCACAAAUUAAAAGUGCAGUUUAGUGUUAUAUCUGGAUGUGAUUACUAUGAAAUUAGAACAGUGCCAUCAAUUGUGACACUUAAAAGAGGGUUUGCUUGUGAAUUUGAGAUAUUUAUUAAGCCGCUUUGUUCCUGUAAAAUUGUUGAUAAUGUGCUGGUGACUGGACUGGACAUAAACAGUGGAGAAAUAAAAGAAGGAAAAAUUGCAAUUGAAACCAACACCGAAAACUCGACUAAAUUGUUUUACCAAGAAAUCGAAGAAACGAAAAAACUUGGCGAAGGAUCUUUUGGUAUAGUUUACAAAGGACUUUACAGAGGUAACGAUGUUGCUAUCAAGAAAAUGAAAGAAUCCAAACAGACUGCCAAAAACAUGGAAGAAUUUGAAAAUGAGGUGUCGAUGUUAGAUAAAUUCAGAAGUGAGUAUUUGGUUCAUUUCUUUGGUGCUGUUUUUGUACCCAAUAAAAUCUGCAUGGUCACCGAAUUUGCAAAAUAUGGGUCGAUACAAGACUUAAUGAAACACAAAAAUUCAAAUGAAAUUGACUUAAAUUUGAGAGUUAAAUUCAUGUUGAAUGGAGCUGAAGGGAUUUUGUAUUUACAUGAAAAUGGGAUCUUACACAGGGACAUCAAACCAGACAAUUUCUUGAUAUUUUCACUUGAUCCAAACGAAAAAGUGAAUGCAAAGUUGACUGAUUUUGGAAGCGCAAGAAACAUUAACAUGUUGAUGACUAACAUGACUUUCACUAAGGGAAUUGGAACACCAAAAUAUAUGGCACCAGAGGUGUUAAAUAAAAAGAAGUACAAGAAAAGUGCCGAUGUAUUUUCUUUUGGAGUCACUUUAUAUGAAUGUUUUUCUUGGAAAAUGGCGUAUCAAAAAGACGAUGUAAGAUUCAAAUUUGCGUGGGGCAUUGCUGACUUCAUUACUUCAGGCAAACGGCUUGAGAAUAUAACAAAUAUUUCAAAAGAAAUGAAUGAUUUAAUUUCGAAGUGUUGGGUACAAGAACAAGAAAAAAGACUGACAAUCCAAGAAGUGGUUGGUACUCUCCAAAAUUUAAAUCAAAGAUAA